This is a messenger RNA of Odocoileus virginianus texanus, 5919 nucleotides long. The record is from RefSeq and is a predicted model, not a curated record. Lineage: Eukaryota; Metazoa; Chordata; Mammalia; Artiodactyla; Cervidae.
CGCUGCAACUCCAAGUGCGUCUCGGAGCCCACCUUCUACCGCCUGGUGCAGUCCUUCGCGGUGGUCCUGUUUGAGUGUCACCAGAUGGACGACUUCGGGCCUGCCAAGAACCUCAUGACCAUGUGCUUCACCUACUACCACAUCGGUAAGCCGCACCUGCUCCCCGCAGAGUCCAAGGAGAAGCCGGCUGGGAGCAUCGACUCCUACCUGAAGUCAGCCAACAGCUGGUUGGCGGAAAAGAAGGACAUUGCCGAACGGCUGCUGAAGAACACGUCGGCCAAGACGGAGAACGUCAAGGGCUUCUUUGGGCUGGAGACCAAGCCCAAGGGGCCCCCAGCCAGGAGGAGCGAGGAGGAAGAGGGCAGACCCCAGGAGAAGCCGCGGAAGACGGUGACUGUGUGCAGCCUGGAGGAGGAGAGGAAAGGAGAGAAGAUCUAUCUGUACACACACCUGAAGCAGCAGCCCAUCUGGCACACGCUGAGGUUCUGGAAUGCAGCUUUUUUUGAUGCCGUCCACUGUGAGAGGAGAAAGCGGUCUCCCACGACCAGAGGGGAUGCUGGAGAGGAGGAGAAGAAGAGGGAGAGGUGGUGCCACAUGACCCAGGAGGAGCGGGAUGACAGCCUGCGGUUCAACGAGAACAUCACCUUCGGGCAGCUGGGCACGUUCACGCACAACAUGCUGGCAUUCGGGCUGAACAAGAAGCUGUGCAAUGACUUUCUGAAGAAGCAGGCGGUGAUCGGCAACCUGGACGAGGAGCAGUACAAGCUACUGAGUGACCACAUCGAGCAGAUGGCUGCCGAGUAGGCUACGGGAGGUGGCCCAAGACUCCCCCAGGAGGACUGCAGCUGGCUCUCACCCCCCCUGCAUGACAUCGGCAGCACCCACGCCGCCCUAGAACUAGCGGUUAGAAGAAUCUGGUUGCCCAUCCUCCCCGCCUCCCUCUGCCUGUGUCUGCCCCCCACCUGCGUGCCAAAGUGCCCCUGGGAUUACACUGCUAAAACCGAGGUGACUGUCCAUACCCCCAAGUGGCAGGCCUGCGACAUGGGACCGAGGGGGCACAGGAGGAAGGAUGCUGGGUCUAGGGCGGGCACGUGUCCAUCACAGCCUCCUGCUGAGAAGAUGGGGCGUGUGGGAAGGUAGGGAAGGGCAGCUGUGAGCUGGCACAUGUCAGCCCCAUGCCAGUGACAUGGGGCAGAUGGGAGUGAGGAUCUGGGCCCCUCCCCGCAGGGUGGGACUGGGUUUCUCCCACAGCCAAGCAGAGCGGGGGUGGCCUCUUGAGUGUCAGCCCGGCUGGUACUGGGUCCCCUCUCCGUGUGACAGAAGCUCCCAGAGGAGAGAGACACCCUCUAUUUCAGGGCGAGAGAGAGAUCGAGGCAGUGGAUGGCUUUCUUGGCUGCAGAAUGCCCAGCCACAGUCAGGGGUGGGGGCGCCCGGGGACGUCACGGCUCCGAGUAGCUGUGUUGGACCCACGCGGCCCUCAGGUGUCUGUGUGAAGUGUCUGAGAUGUUCCCGGUCAGCUGACCACUUCCCUCUGGGACAGAGAGACUUCCACCACUUGCUCCCUAGGGCCGUCUGUUCCAUGAUGAAGCCCAGAAAAGAGAAUUUUCUUCAGCAGCUUCAAGACAUCUGCCCUUUCUAAAAGCAAACAGUGCUGCGCUUUAUUUUUAAAAGACAGAAAAAUCUGUGUCAGUGUUACAGGCAUCGUGGCCCAGGUGGCUUCUGGUGAGGACUGUGCAGUUUGCAGGGUCAGGCCCUCCACCCCGGCCGCCUGGGAAGCCUGCACCGCCCGCUGCCCGAGCCCUCAGGCCGCUUUCCCAAGGACUCUGCGGACACCCCCCUCGCCGUCUCGGGUGCUGGGAGCCAGGGGUCCUCCCCGCAGGUCUGUCCAGGCACAGCUGCCUAGCCCAAGGGACUGCGAUCUGGCGGCAAGCCUCCAGCAUGCUGGCUGCCCUGGCCAGCCUGGCUCCAGGGCGCUGGCCUUGUGAGGCCAGUGGGGCUCUGUCCUUCCUGCCCUGGCCAUCCAUCCUGUGUUGCCACUCCAUCUCCUGCAGCAUGACAAACACGUCCGAGACUCAGCCCUCCAGGCGGAACUUCACAGGUUCCCUAAUGGGGGAUGCCUCCCUGGAAUGUUCCAGAGAAGAGCAAGUGUUGGUUGAGCUGAGGAACGCACGUCCUGGUGAUCAUAAGAGAGGCGAUGGGAAACACACAGGACCUGAGUGUAUUGGUGUGAGAUGUCCUGUCAGGAGACUCGGGGUGGGGGCUUGGGCUCCAGGAGCCCCGCUGUGUUCAUGAUGGCACACACACCCAUGUGUGUGUGUGCGUGUGUGCGUAUGCUGGCAGUCUCUCUGGCCACAUCACUGAACAAAGCACAGUCAUGUGGCUGGUUUGCCUGUCCUGUGUGGGGGCAGGCCACGCUGGCUGGAAACUGGCCCAGUGAUCGGAUAUGUCUCUCCUGAAUGCAGUUCAGAGAAAUAACAUCCAGCUCACGAGUGUGCAGGCCUUGCUCCAGUGCCUGCUAGAGGUGAUGCUGCCCCUCCUAAGACGUUCAACAACCCCCUGAUGCUCUGUGCUGCGCCCCCACAACCCACUGAAGUCAGGACCAUGCCCAGUGAGCAGCUUGUCUGAGGCCCUCAAAGGGACAUCUCUCCACUGCGUGUCAUAGGCUUUCUUAGUUUUUUCUUAGUGGUUAGUUGAAAUGCAUUAACACUUUAUUCUAAGGUGCCCAAAAGACUUAUCCUUGUAUAUAUAAGAUUUGUGUGGAAGUGUGAUUCACUCUGAUUUCUGGAGGAAGACAGUAGCUUCCGGGUCUUUCCAGGGAUGCUGGGGAGUGGAGGGCUCUUCCCCCCUGGGUGGGGUGGGAGGACCCACACAAACUGGGAAGGAAAUGCAGCUUUGACUUCUCCGAGCUUUUCCAAGCACUUUCACUUCAGGAUGAUCCUGAGACCUUUUUUUGUUUUUCCCAUAUAGGUCUCUUGCAAUAGCAGUUGAAGGUAGAAACAAGGGUGGCUUUGGGUCUUUUCCCCUGCCCUUCUUCAUAUAUUAAUAGAUCCAGCUCCUGAGAGAGUAAGUCUGACCCCAAAACUGCUGCCCGAAAUGCUGAGCCCCAUGAGUGGACACCACCAGAGACUGUGGGCCUCAUGGAGUGGCUGACGUCGAGGUGGCUGGGAGGCUGCUCUGCCGUCUCCUCUUGGUGACUGUCUUUCUCCGAGCAGGUCACCUCAGGGUGUCUGGCCAGCAUCACCCAGAGGAGGCACAGCGUCCCUAGCAGAAGCCAGCCGCUUGCCUCGCUGACACUUCCUCUCUGUGACGUGAUCUUCCUUGUGAGGCCCGGCCAGAGCAGACAGACCCAGGCGGGCGCUCAGAGGUGCCAGUGUGUGAAGCAGUCUCACCCACCACAUGCCCGGGAGGCUCUGCAGAAAGCGCUCUGCUGGCCCUUCCUGUAAACCCAGGAACUUCCUGUAAACUUAGACUCAGGGCAGGAAGCAUCGGGUCGUAUCCACAAGGAGAUUCCCAUCCCAGCAGGUUCAGGGUCCCAAGCCGGAGCUUCAAAGCCCUGCGUUAGCAAUGACAUGGCGGGUCUCCUGCUGUCUGCCCUUCAGGGCUCUGUGAAUGUAAUGAGCCCAAACAGCUGAUUCUCCCAAGUAAAAAGUACCCUGCUUUGCAAACAGGAUUCUGUUGAGAUGUGGCUUUGUGUGUCUUCAUCCUUUGUUAGAGUUCUAGCAAUAUUGAUAGGUGUUUAAGAGGGGCGUGCUAACAUUCAGAUUGUAUCUGCUGUGUGUGCAUGUUUAACCAAAGGCAGGAGAACCAAGUUCUGAUACUGUAAGUUAUUUGUACAGUGAAAUGGAGUAGACCGUGAUUUUCCUAUUGCCAAAAAACAAAACCAACCAGGCCAAGGAGCUCUUAAUCUACCAAAAGGAGGACUAGAAAGAGAGUUCAAUUUCUGAGAUUUGUGCUCCAGUGAAACCUAGGAGGGUCAAGGAUGGAGCCCCAAGGAUGCAGUUCGAGAUGCUGCCUGACCUCUUUCCUCCUUCCCGGAGCCCAUACUCACCUCUCCCUCCCCAGUUAGAUUGUGACUUCCACUGCCGUGGAGAGAAGGUGGCAGCCUUGAGGUGUGUUUUUCUGCAGGCUGUUUUAAGUGCGUUAAUUUAUCACCCAGAGCAGUGUAUCCCAGCCUCCUGAUGUGAGAAAAAGGUGUGUUCACACCACAAAGGAGUCUGUCAGGGGUUUUGUCAAACCCAGGUGACCACAACCGGAAGUCAGGGCCGCAGCUUUGAGCCUGACCUUCCUGGGUGUCACUGCUCCCUGAAGAGUUGGCUUUUUAGUUAGGGAGGAUCUGGCAGGCCCGUGUGUGUGGUCAGAUAAGCUGUGUGGCCAAACUACCUACAACUUGAGACAACUGGGCAGCCGGGGGCGGAGUCAUUUGCCAGAGGACUGGGGAGAUUGGGAAGGAAGGGGAAGGGCCCUGCUGCAGCCUCGGGGAGGGGGCAGCAGCUGGGUGUCCCAGCCUGGUCACCCCACUGGCCACGCACUUCUUCAGCCACGGACAGAGCUACGGGUUUGCAGGGUUCUUGUUCCCCCACCCACAGCCUUUUAGUUCCCUUGAGCCGCUGCUCCUACCACUCAGAGGUCUCGCCCCGUCUCCCUGGAAAUCGUUUAUUCCUUUUUAUGACUCUCGAGGGUGAGAUCUGCUUGACAAGCUUUUGACUCUCCCCUCUCCCCGGCCCCCUUCAGGGGAAUGGUGUUGGCGGCAGUUCCGCUAAUUGGCUGGUGUGUGACACUCAGACCUGGGCUGGAGCCGGGCCUUGCUCAAGCCACAUGCCACAGUACCUCCCUGUGGCCGUGUGGCUGGGAGUAGGGCUGUGAGGGUUAUCCAGAUAGCAGAUGGGGGGAGCAUUCCAGAUGGUUCCCAUCUAGGGGUACCCAGCCAAGAGCGUCAAGAUGCUCCUCAUGGCUCCCUGGGCCUGUUCUGCUGGUGUCUCCCUGCUGUCCUUCCCCAAGCAAGCGCCUCAGACACCAUCUGCCUUGUCCCUAGGUGGCCUGGCUCCGGCCUGUGUUCCCAAGUCGGCUGGCCAGUCUGAGCUUGAGACGAGCAGAGAGCUGGGGAGGAGACCCUCCCCCUGGCUGUGUCCCCAGGAUUCAAGGGGCCCCGCUCCUGCUGUAGAGUUCUCAGUCAGAAUGGUCUGGGUUUGCUGUGUUCCCAUCGCUUCUCACAGGACCUCUGUGCAGGCGGGGUGACCUGCAUCCUGGCCUGGCCUGCAGGGCCAGACCAGGGCGCUGUCUCUCAUUGCCCUCCUGAGUGGUAUGCUGAGCUCGGAGGAGGGCUCCUGCUGGUGAUGCCCCUUGGAGCCUUAGGGGGGCUACGUCUGUCCUCUCCUUGGUCCAGGAUGAUAUGCUUGUGGAAACAGAAGUGCUCAGCGGGCUUCGUUCCAAUGCACGGGCCCACAUGAGGGCCCUGGUCUGUCCCUGUGCUGGAGGCUUGGAGUCCCAUGGACACCUUGAGAAGGACAGCCAACCAAAGGAGAUGCUCACACUCAGACGGCAGGCCCUUCCCCUUAAAGUGUGAGAGAGCUGGUGGCCCUAACCAUGGCCUCUGGGGCUGCAGCAGGGUCUCCCAUGUGCUUUCCCUGUUUCUCUCUCGCCCGUUGGUCUUGGACUCGAACAUCCCACUGGCCACUUCCACACAUCGCCCUUAGUGACCCAGAAAUCAGGGUCAGUGAUUCGAGUGUGUUAUGUGUACAGUUUUGCAGUCUUAUAUCUCAUGAGGUUGUGUUCUACAAACUAUGUUUUCAGGUGGAGAAAGUUUAAAGAUUGAGCUCUCAAAACAGCGCUAAAAAUCAAAGCUGUUUCCUGUGAAGAAAAAAAAAGUCCACAUAUUGCACCUCAGAUUGUCAGAAGGUGGAAACUGAAAUAAAUUAUCUC